AUGAUUGCCAGAAACGAGGAUGGGUAUUCCGAGCAUCCUCCAUCAGCAAACAAUCUAAUUCAUGCACAAGGCUCACAUCUCACGUACUCCAGGAGACGGCCUUCUUUCCGACAUUCGUUAGACCCCGUUAGCUGUCGCCAUGCUGUAUGGAUAGAUUUCAUCUCAGUCUUGAGAAGCAAAAAAGAAACGAAGAAGACCAUCGAGAGAGACACCGUGAACUUCGCCCCCACGGCUGCAUCUCUCUUCAAGCCAAAUCACCAAAUAACGGGGUUGCGCCCCGCCUGGCUGCAAUGGAAAUUGAAGGAUGGAACCAUGGCCCCGAACUCGUUUUACGAGCUAGAUGCAGUAUGGGGGUGGUGGAGGAGGAUUAUUCUCUGCACAUCUCGCAUCGCCUUGAAGAUGAAAUCCUCGUUUUGCCAAAAGGGGGUUGGAAGCAGCGCCCCGAGAUGGAGAAAUAGAUACAUAACCACACCCAGACGACAUGCCGAAAACCAAAAAGAAAAAAAAAAAAAGGGAGCGAAGGAAAAGAAAGGGGAAGAAGAUCCAGACGGGGCUAUCUUCUCUUUCACUAGCUACUGGGAGUGUAUCAUUUCUUGA
Messenger RNA from Trichophyton benhamiae CBS 112371, 597 nucleotides. RefSeq lists its product as uncharacterized. Bases 1 to 597 code for a protein of 198 amino acids. The transcript has 3 exons. NCBI's taxonomy places the organism in Eukaryota, Fungi, Ascomycota, Eurotiomycetes, Onygenales, Arthrodermataceae. The record is from RefSeq and is a predicted model, not a curated record.